GCCAGCUAUUGAUUGAAAUAUUUUUAAUACACUUAAUUUUCACUUGGCAUAGAGUUUUUGAAAUUGUCGGCAUAAAACAAGAAGUCAAAAUGGACUUUUAUAAAACAACCUUGGAGACGGUCGAUUUGAAAAAGAAAUCCGUUCUGGUUGCCAAGGAAUUUGGUGAUGAGCAAGCCAAGCCAAAGAAAAAGGAUAAAAAGCCUUUACAUUAUUAUGCUCAGGAAGUUAACAAUAGUAUAUUUGCAAGAGGCCAUAUUAAAGUGAUAGAUGAAUACGAUGGGUUAAGCAAUGAUGUGACACCGAAAUCGAUACCAAAUGAGAUGUAUAGCGAACAGUUUAUGAAAUAUAAUCUACAGUUUAAGGUUGCCGUCGAGGAUAUGCAACUAUAUCAUUCACGAAGUGGUAAUGCACGAUCCCGAACACGUUCAAGUAUGCGUGGAGGACUUGGCGGCAAUAAGCAGUCCAUUGACGAUGUCAUGAAUGGGAUAACCUUUGAGAAUAUAAUUUUUGAUCCGCAAACUGUUAGCGAUAAGAGUUACGAAUCAAAAAUUAUUCCACCCUAUAAGAAAUCAUUUUUGAAAAUAACUUUACGUAAAACUGAGUUUUUUGAAUUACAUAAUCAAUGCAGUACAACAGCCAUAAAGGGUACACAGGAAGGUGAUCUGGCCGACUAUGAUAAUCGUCAAUAUGAUUAUCUAACAGUUGGCAAAGGUAAAAUACGUCGUCGUUCGGAUAAUGAUGCCCAAACGAGUGUCACCCUGACAUCGAGUCGAGCCGUAAACACCAUAAUGGUGACACACGCCACCGUCGGCUCUUAUGUAUCCAAUUUCGAGAUGUACGAUACUCUCAAUAAUAUGGUGCAAAAGUAUAGUAUACAUAGCACUUUACAUGGCCUAAGUAAAACGGGCAACUCGUAUACACAAUACGAUGAGGAUAAUCCCUAUGAGGAUGAUGAUUCCGAGCUGCGGGAAAAGGAACGUUCACAACGUUAUCGUCUAUUUGAAAGCGCUGAUUUUCGGAAUGCUGUCAUGUUUAUUGGUCGCACAUUAUCGAGUAAUACGAAUGAGUCGGGUAUGCGACGUUUUCGCAAUUUCGAACAGAUCGAUCGAUGUUCACGCGAAGCGGAAUAUUUGUAUUCAAUGAAAUUGCUAUUUCGUUUCAUACCGGUGCCAAGUCACGAUGAACGAAAGGCUGUCAGUGAUAUGAGCUUUUGUCGCAGUAAUGGUGAUAUUUUGGCCAUUGGCUAUGGCCUAUACUCGUUCUCAUCGCAACAGGUCCCCGCCACCGGAGAUGUCUAUGUGUGGAGCAUCAAGAAUCCGGGAGAACCGGAACGAGCUUUCUACUAUCAAAUGCCAGUGACAGCUGUUUGUUUCUCACCAUAUUUGCCAUCAUUGCUGGCCAUUGGCAUGUACGACGGCAGUGUCGAGGUUAGGGAUGUAAGUAGUCCUACCGAUAUGCCCAUUGCUGUAUCACAGCGUAGUACAUCGCCAAGUUGUUCGCCUGUGGUGGCCAUACGUUGGAUCAAACAGGCCGGUGAGAUUGAUGCCUCCGAUAUAGAUCCAUUUCUGAGUCUCUCCCAGGAUGGCUGUGUGACACGUUUUCGCAUUAACAAGAGCCCGUUCCUGUUGGCUUUCAAUCAAAUGGUUUUGGAACGUGUCGAAGGUCAUCCAGAGGGCAUAAUUGUACCCAUAUCACCUAUUUUGACUUGCGAAUCGAGCCGACAUCCCCAGGGAUUGUAUAUAACCACACAUCCCUUGCAUAAGGAUAUCUAUUAUAUUCUCACCGAUGAGGGUUGUAUUCACAAGUGUUCCAUCAACUAUCAGCAUCAAUAUCUGGAAGUUCUCAAGUGUCAUGAGGGCGGUGUGACUGUAAUGGAAUUCUCGCCAUGGUCUCCCAAACUGUUUCUCACCUGUGGCAAUGAUUGGCACAUUCGCAUAUGGAUUGAAGGCAUAUCACGUCCAUUGAUCGAACUGCAAGAUGAGUAUUCACCCGUUCAUUGGGCCAACUGGAGUCCCACUCAUGCAACCGUUCUAGUCUCUGUGAAUCGUAAUGGUGCCAGCGUAUGGGAUAUUCGUCGAAACAUACUCAAACCGAUGGCUAAACAUGAAAUGGACUCCUCCUACAAUACGGUGGCAGCUUUCUCCAAUUGUGGUCGCACCUUGGUGGUGGGCAAUGAACGUGGCAAUACUCUAUUUCAGGCCAUGAAUGACAUGCCAUUUGCUCCACAUUUUCAGUAUGAUGAACUUGAAAAGGCCAUCUACAAGGCCAUUGGCAAUGAUCAGGAAAUGUACAUUGAACUGAAAAGUAUUGGUUUCUUUGGUUAUCCCAAUAAGAAAUUCUUGAGACCAGUCUAAUAUAGCAUAUUUCACAUUGUAUGUAACUUAGGAAUGAACAUUUCAAGAAUAAAUAAAGAGAAUUAUUCUAAAAUUA
Molecule: messenger RNA, 2430 nt
Organism: Drosophila willistoni
Lineage: Eukaryota; Metazoa; Arthropoda; Insecta; Diptera; Drosophilidae
Gene: Dic61B
Product: dynein axonemal intermediate chain 4
Exons: 5
Coding region: 90-2354 (754 amino acids)
Biological process (GO): cilium movement
Cellular component (GO): axonemal dynein complex
Molecular function (GO): dynein heavy chain binding; dynein light chain binding
Source: RefSeq, a predicted model, not a curated record